Messenger RNA from Penicillium soppii, 228 nucleotides. RefSeq lists its product as uncharacterized. Lineage: Eukaryota; Fungi; Ascomycota; Eurotiomycetes; Eurotiales; Aspergillaceae. The coding region runs from base 1 to 228 and encodes 75 amino acids. The transcript has a single exon. The record is from RefSeq and is a predicted model, not a curated record.
AUGCUCUCCUUCCCUCCUCCUCCUCCUCCAUCAACAAUGAGCCCCCCAAUCCAAAUUCCCCCAGGAAUCCCCCAGACAUCCCCAACAUCUCCCACCUUCGACAUCGUCCGCUGUUCCCGCUGCCAGCAAUCUCUCAGUCUGAGCCAAUCAGGCUCCACCGCCGUCCAAUUCGGCAUGAACUCCUACUACUGUAAUCGCUGUGCCUCGAAAGUCGGGUUCAGCGGAUGA